Molecule: messenger RNA, 3126 nt
Organism: Quercus lobata
Lineage: Eukaryota; Viridiplantae; Streptophyta; Magnoliopsida; Fagales; Fagaceae
Gene: THO5
Product: THO complex, subunit 5
Exons: 8
Coding region: 132-2612 (826 amino acids)
Biological process (GO): mRNA export from nucleus
Cellular component (GO): THO complex part of transcription export complex
Molecular function (GO): mRNA binding
Source: RefSeq, a predicted model, not a curated record
UUUUCCAUUCAUAUCUUUUGAUUACAAAGCAUAUUUCAAACGUCAGAUUAGCACAAAACACAUAGUUGAGAGUCGAGACUCGACAGUGAGCAGUGAGCAGCGGUAACCGUAGUAAAAAAAAGAAAGAAAGAAUGGAAGACGGAGAGAUAGACGAGGAAGGCGUGAUGGUUGUGGAAGAAGAAGACGCGCCGCCGCCGCCGCCGCCUCCGCCGUCGCGAAAGAUAGAUUCAAAGUCGCCAUACGAACAGCUUCAAGAGAGCAAAGCCUCGGUUGAAGACAUCGUUUCCAAAAUGCUCUCCAUCAAAAGAGACUCCAAACCUAAACCUCUUCUCCGAGACCUCGUCACUCAAAUGCUCCUCCACUUCAUCACUCUCCGCCAGGCGAACCGAUCGAUAUUGCUAGAAGAGGAUCGAGUGAAGGCAGAGACGGAGCGAGCAAAGGCGCCAGUGGAUUUCACGUCGCUUCAGCUUCACAACUUGAUGUACGAGAAGAGUCACUAUGUGAAAGCUAUAAAAGCUUGCAAGGAUUUCAAGUCUAAAUAUCCCGAUAUCGACUUGGUAGCUGAGGAAGAGUUCUUUCGUGAUGCGCCUCAAGAUAUUAAAGCCAAGAAGUUGUCGAAUGACGCCGCUCAUGAUCUCAUGAUGAAGAGGCUCCAUUUCGAGCUCUUCCAGCGUAAAGAGCUAUGCAAACUUCAUGGGAAACUAGAACAACAGAAGAAAGGUCUUUUGGAUAUAAUUGCAGACCGAAAGAAAUUCUUGUCAAGUCUCCCUUCACACCUUAAGUCUCUUAAGAAAGCAUCCUUGCCAGUACAGAACCAGUUAGGGAUUCAGCAUACAAAGAAAUUAAAGCAGCACCAUUUGGCAGAGUUGCUUCCACCUCCUCUUUACGUGUUAUACUCACAGUUCAUAGCACAAAAGGAAGCAUUUGGUGAAAAUAUCGAUUUGGAGAUAGUAGGAAGUGUGAAGGAUGCUCAAACUUUUGCCCGUCAGCAAGCAAAUAAGGACACUGGCAUAUCUACCAAUGUUGAGAGUUCCAGAUUGGACGAUGAUGCAGCCGAUGAGGAAGAUGAUGGCCAGAGGAGGAGAAAGCGGCCAAAGAGGGUUCCAAGCAAGGAGAGCCUUGACCAGGAGGGAGUGUAUCAAGUUCAUCCACUUAAAAUUAUUCUUCAUAUUUAUGAUGAAGAGGUUUCUGAUCCGAAGUCUGCAAAACUUAUAACUCUGAAGUUUGAAUACUUGUUAAAGUUGAAUGUGGUGUGUGUUGGGAUUGAAGGGUCCCAUGACCGACCUGAGACUAACAUCUUAUGCAACUUAUUCCCUGAUGACACUGGUGUUGAGCUUCCUCACCAGUCAGCCAAGCUCUUUGUUGGUGAUGCCCUUGCAUUUGAUGAAAAGAGAACAUCGCGCCCAUAUAAGUGGGCCCAGCAUUUGGCAGGAAUUGAUUUUUUGCCAGACGUGUCACCCUUGCUUGCUUUCCAUGAAACUCCAAAUGGUGAAACAGCUAAAAGUGAUGCUGUUAUAUCUGGUCUUUCAUUGUAUCGCCAGCAGAACCGGGUUCAGACAGUUGUGCAAAGAAUUCGCUCUCGGAAAAAGGCUCAGCUGGCUCUUGUGGCACAGCUUGAUUUGCUUACGAAGCUUAAAUGGCCUGCUCUAACUUGUCAAAGUGUUCCGUGGGCUUUGCAUGAUCCUUUGUGCAAUUUGCAUGGUUGGUCACCUGUAGGGCCCCCACCAAUUCAGGCUUUAUCUUUGCCUGUUGUUGAAACGGACCAAGUUCAGGAACCUAUAGAUGAUGAUAUGAUUGGAAGACCUGGUGCUUCAAAGGAAGAGCUAGAGAGUGCAAGAGAAGACGGGGAGCUUCCAUUGUUGCUUCCUUCUGCAUCUGUCACGAGUGAUGUUAAACUUAACCGCUCAAAAGGGUCCAAUCUUGAGCAUUCAAGGCAGCUGUCUUUGAUCACAAAAAGCCUUGUACCUCCAUUCACUAAGGCAAAAUCACAAAGUUUUAAGAAGUUUGAUGAGGAUUCUGAUCUGAUGCUGGAUACUGAUAGUGAUCAGGAUGGGCUUGCAUAUAUUGAGGUCGAGGGAGAAAAUUCCGCUUCUGCUCAAUAUAAUGAGAUGGGAGAGAAGUUAUGGGUGGAUUUUGGGGUCAGGGAGUUUUGUCUUGUUUUAACUAGGAACAUGGAUACUGACAAGAGAAUUUGGAAGUUAGAAGCCAAGAUUAAGAUCAGCAUGGAAUAUCCUCUUAGACCUCCUCAUUUUGUAUUGGGUCUUUACACUAUAUCUUCUGGAGGAAAUAAUUCUGAGAGUGAUGGUUCUGAGUGGUACAAUGAGCUUCGUGCAAUUGAAGCUGAGGUCAAUCUUCACAUAUUAAAGAUGCUACCGCUGGAUCAGGAAAACCAUAUUUUAUCUCAUCAAGUGUGUUGCCUUGCAAUGUUGUUUGACUAUUUCAUGGGUGAGGCAUCCUCAUCCUCAGAAAAGAGAAAGAGUACAUCUGUGGUUGAUGUUGGUUUGUCUAAGCCCGUUAGUGGUAGGCUUCUUGCCAGAUCAUUUAGAGGAAGGGAUCGUAGGAAGAUGAUAUCAUGGAAGGACAUGGAAUGCACUUCUGGCUAUCCUAACUAAAUGUGUUGAUUUGGGAUCUGAAGGUGAUGAAACCAGUGCAUCCCCUGCUGCAGCCUGCAAGCCAGGCACGGAAAGAAAUCAUAGGAAGGAUGAAUGAUAGGUUUUGUAGCUUUUUUUAACAGUAGUAGAUCUACUAUAAGCGUAAACAUUGAUGUGAUACAAAUAAUUUGACAGGAUGCUACUUAUCAAAAAAAAAAAAAUUUGACAGGAUGCUUGGAGCACAUCAUUUCGGAUAUGAAUUGUAAAAUCAUGGAGGCCUUAAGUCUGGAGGGGUUCUUCUUGGCCAUAAGUUAUAUUCUGCGUUUUGUCAACUUUGGGUUACCCUGGUAGGAAUUCUGGUUCUUACAAAGAAGAAUGGUAGAAAUUCUGGGACGUGUUAUAUGUCUGACUCAAUAUGGUUAGCCAUCAAGAUGUAGAUCUUUUAGUUUAUUGUCUAGUCCUGAAUUUUGGAGAUCUGAGAACCUCAUGGACUUAAAGUAACGAGUUGAAUGUGUUGUUGUUUUUGGUAUUUUAA